Molecule: messenger RNA, 2467 nt
Organism: Mizuhopecten yessoensis (Yesso scallop)
Lineage: Eukaryota; Metazoa; Mollusca; Bivalvia; Pectinida; Pectinidae
Product: WAS/WASL-interacting protein family member 1-like
Exons: 4
Coding region: 345-971 (208 amino acids)
Source: RefSeq, a predicted model, not a curated record
UGAUGUAACAGGCUACCCGGAACUAUAUAUAUAUAUAUAUAUAUGUCUGGGCUUAUAGAUUUACAUUGGGAACUCAAUAUCUCGAUGUAUACACACGUAUAUAAAUGUAUGCAUAUAUGCGUCACGGUUAAGAAACCCACACAAUGUAUAACAAGUAUAACAGUCGUCCUAAAUUUAGCCAAGACAUUUAACUUCCUGGUACAAGAAUUCAGUUAGCUUAGUUCCAGUUUAACUUGUAUCAAUGGUGGAUUAACAUGAAAAUAUCUCGUGUGUCGAUAUUUCUCGUCUCGUGUCCUGUUCUACAGAUGUUCACAUCAGGAUAAGAAUACGAACUCGCACGUGAGAUGCCAAGUGCGAGCAUGAUGUCAGCCAGAAAUUUGCCUCCGCCUCUCCCCGCCCGGAAAAAUCUUCCACCAGUCCGUAAGGGUGUACCAGUUAGCCGUGCUGUCUCUUCUGCCGUUGGAAGGCCAUUACCUGCAACACCACCGGCCGCGUCACCACAGAAAAACAUGCAAGCAUUGCCAAAUAGAAAUAAAAAAUCACCUGUAAUAAAUUAUGAGAACCACGAACUCGGGAUGUCAAAAAUUAAAUCUUUGCCAGCAGGGCUGAGUAAUCUGAAUGAAGAAACGCCCCCACCCCCUCCCCCGGGUCGCCCACCAAAGCGUAGUAUGUCCGUUCAAGGGUCAAUGACGCCGACUCGUUCGACUUCCAAACCCACGGCCGGUCUUGCCCUACCUCCGGCUUUACCAAGUCGGGGACCGCCACGGAGACCUUCCACCUCGUCACCCGGGAAUGACACAUUCCAUGAUCUCGAAUCAAGAUUUCCUUUUCACGAUGAAAGAGACUUUCCGCCACCUGAGCCGUAUGUCGGAGGGAGCAAAUCGUAUGCCAGUCAAUUACACAAGGAGCCUAAAAAAAGGGGUUCAAGAAAAAGGACAACGCCGGAACUGUCUCCUGUAGGUGAAACUUAAUGUACAUAAAUUUUAAACCUAUCGCGCGAGUUACCAUGGAAACGGGGCGUUUCAAGUGAAUACGGCAUGUUGUGCAGUCUAAAAAUGGACGUGAUUGGUACACGUUUAUGAAACCAUGUGUAUUUUUUUCAGAAAAGAAUAUCGGGACCGAACAAGGCCGAGUGGUUUUUGGCAUCCUCGAUAUCCAGGCGUUACGCUCAACUAUCGCUGUCUGUAGAGAGCGUAAGUGAGCGUAACUUUGCCAGUUUGAUAUUUUGGUAUUCCCGCGCUUACUUACCACAGCACGCUAAAUACUCGCCAUAUUUGGGAUAGCCCUUGACUGAUUGUUUAUAAUUUAUUUCAAUUGAUAUUCAAUUAAUUGUGUAUUGUGAAGUAUCUGGAAAAGAAUGGAGUGAUUUUGCUCUCUGCACCAGAGGUAGAGUAGAGAGAUAAUUUCGAACAAUUCAUAUGCUCUGUACCUUUUCCGUGUUUGCGCGUGCUGCUAUGUUGAUGCUGUUUCCGCCAAUAACCAACAAUUUGAAGUAGAAACAAACAAUAACAGUCGGACAACGAGCUGUAAUGAUUAAGAACUUCUGCGAUCAUUACACGCUUGAGACAUGGUCCUACGGUUUUCAUUCCUAUCUGGAAAAUGGUCGCAGUGUGGAUGGAGCGACGUACGUGUCUCUAUCCCUAAACAGGAUGUGACGUUCCAUAUAUAGAGAUGGCGCCUUACAGUUGUCCCUCAGUGGUCCAAUCACAUCGAGGAAAUCGAGAAACAACAAAGUCACGCCCGCCGGUAUUCAAAUUCGUUAAUGUGGAUUUUCAACGUAUUGUGGAGAAGUUGGUACCCAUGAGGUAUAAGUACACAGUAUAAAUGUUAAACUGUUUUUUCCGGAUUAUUGUAAAUGACAAGUGGUUGAAUGUGAUGCAGUUUUUUGUUGUUUUUUAUGAAUGUGUUGUUUACUACUUCUUUCAGAUUUUUGUUGAACAAAUAACUGAGUUACUAAUCCGACUUAUUUAGACAUUAAUCAAGGAUUACAAUUUUUAAGAAAAUGUUUUUUUUUUACUUUUGCCUCACUUAAGCUUUUAACAUAAAUUAGUAAAUCGUUUGAGAUUAAAGUUAAUAACUAAUUUCUAAUUUUCCGAUUCGUAAAUGGAUAUUUAUUCGCAGCAAGAAUUACCAGAGUAAAAUAUAUCCCCAUAGAGGGAAACAAUUAUUACUGUACCGGAAUACCGUUAAAGUACUUGUUUUGUCUAUUGAUUGUGAUGAACCACUUAUUUCAUGGAAAGUUCGACACUUAUACGGAAAAUACAAGUUUAAGUGCCGGAAUGAAGUACUUGAUAUCUGCAUGUUGUUGUAAAUAUUGUACAUUUUACUGUUGACCACUUGUUAGAAAAGUCCUUGGUAUCAACCUGAAAUGAAAUCUUUUUUGUGUUAUGUCACCUGAGACAAAGUCUCAAGUGACCUAUAGCGAUCGCCUUUUGUCCGGCGUCGUAGGUCGUGCGUCGUGCGUCGU